Messenger RNA from Gasterosteus aculeatus aculeatus (three-spined stickleback), 907 nucleotides. RefSeq lists its product as uncharacterized. The record is from RefSeq and is a predicted model, not a curated record. NCBI's taxonomy places the organism in Eukaryota, Metazoa, Chordata, Actinopteri, Perciformes, Gasterosteidae.
AUGAUACUGUUUGUGGUGUGAUGCCUUCACUGCAAUCCUUUAGAUUAUUGAUACUGGAACCAGAGCCCAGCUGUGCAGCUAACAUGGUACUUCCUCUUUCAGGGUAAAUAGAGAGUGGAAGCAGAUCCACCUCUGGUGACGACGACACGCACACUGCCUUCACCCUGCAGAGGCCUGCAGCUCCUCCAGACGGCUACAGACUCAAGGCACCAACCGAGAUAUCACGUUGACAUGGCGGCGGGCAGACGGCGCCUGUUUCAUCUGGCGGCGCUGCUGUCCAUCGCUCUCACCUCCCUGACGACACUGGACUCCGAACAGGAGCUGCAGGACAGCGGCUUUGGCCGACCGCCGCCUCGCCACGGCCUGCCGCUGCUGGCGUGGUACGUUCGGGACUGCGUGGACAACAACAUGGUGGCGCUGUGCGAUCCCAUCAGAGGAGAGUACGGCUUCCACGAGUUUAAGAACCGAGGGCCCAGACGUCUGCUUCCGGUGAUAAAGGACAAAAGGCAAUACAAGUACUACACCGUUGGAAACCUCCACUCGGCCCACGCGGACCAACUGCCCUUUGAGGUCAGGAGGUACUACAACCGCAGCGACCCCGAAAGUAACAAGGACAGGCUGGUGGUAAGGUACAACAACAACAACAGACAUAUUGAGCAGAUCUACGCGUCUGCACAUUAUCGGCCAACAGAGACGUACAUGAUUGGCCCCGAUCUCGUCGACUCUCUGCGACAGCCAGCAGCCAACACACGCUGAUGUUUGUGCUUUAAACAAGCUUUCACUGAAAUAUGGAGCUGCUGCUUUUUGUUUCAUUCACAAACGCUGACCGCUCGGCCUGUUUGCACAAUAUACAGCAAACACGAGCAAUGUCAAUAAAUAUAAACUAAAUAAAUGUGCUGCAUGAGAA